GUUGACCUUUUAGGUAAAUAUUUAGUUUUUUCCUUAAAGGUGCAACGUGUAAUAAUUUCUGGCUAACCUUUUAGGUUAAAAUUCAGUUCCUCAUUAAAGGUGCAGCAUGUAGGUGAUUGUGUCUAACCCUUUUAGGCUAAAAUUAACUGCUAAUUUAGCGACUUUAACUCACAGUGGCUAUUAUAACUAACUGAAACCUUCACUCAAAGACUAAUAACACCCUGUUUGCUAAUAUUCUGAAAGGAAUAACUAGCACAUUUAACACUGCAAGUGUUGUAAGACGUUGCUACGGCAACGCACCAGCUUUUGCUAAAAUACUGAAAGGAAUAGUAUUUUAAGCGUCAGUCACGGCAUUCCGUGCAAUUUAAAAAACGCUAAAACCUGUGCGCACAAAGGUUAAUUUAGUGUUUUUCUGCUACAAAGCUAGCAGUUGCUGCCAAAAGGUGCAGCUUUGAGCUAUCUGCAGAAGCUCUACUAGGCUAUUUUUGGUUCGGUUGUUAAAAUGGAGGGACAGAGUAGUGAACUGACCAACUCCCAGCAACCAGGUGGCGCUGCGGCCCACGAAUGUGAACCUGGCCUACUUUCUGGACAAAUAUUGUCCAAACUGGUCGCAGUUGCUCGAGAACCCGACUACCCUUCUAGGGAUUUCACUGAAGAACAGCGUAGCGAUGAGCUAGAAGCUGUAAUUGGUAAAAUAGAAAACCCGGAUGGUAAUGUUCCAAUUCAGGUGCCCUUGGCUAAUUUAGCCUUGAUCCUCUAUCAGAGGGACCUUCAACGUCGUCAGAAGGUCAUGAACCUCCAGAGUAUGCUAGCUGAAAAACAGCGAAAUGGAAGGCUGAUCAAGGAAGACGACACCAGCACAGAUUCUGGGGAAGAUGGGGAGGAGACCCCGCCCCCCUCUGCUGAUGAGAACAGACAGUGGGAAGGGGGGAUACACCAAGACUCUGAGGCUGAGCCAGAGUCCUCUCCCACACCGGUACGGAAGCAAGCCGGCAAAGCCAACCAGGGUCUGCCCAGGACGGUCGCCAAACCGCAAUUGGUUUCCUCCACCCGAGGAAGCGAGGGACCGCCGUCCCGCCAUAAAGGUAGGCCACACCUUUCCAACUUACCUGGUAGCCCACCUCCUGAUACAUCCCUGUACGAUAAUCAACAGUAUGUAGUGUGGGACUCUCUGGACGGACGCACGCCGCAGGGGAGAGAUGAAGCUCAUCUGUCCCAACCUUCGGCCCCGUUCCCUACACACACUAUAGGGCAUUCAGGACCACCUAGGGGCCGAGGGCAGUUCGCCCUCGAACCCCAGGUUGGACCACCACCCUCAUCUUCACGGCCUUCUCAGUCAGUGAGAAGUCGACCAGCUGAGCGGCACCUCUAUUUAGACCGCUCCCCCAGUCCACGAAGGGCGCAAGGUGCCGGCUGGGGUUAUGCACAAGCCCAACCUGCACCUCAACCAUCUACCCAUCCUAGCUACUCCGGUAUUCGGCAUGCCGGUAACCAGCUGCAGGACAAAGCAUCCUACGCCAGUCCGUACCCGGACAGAGCGUAUUACGCAGAAGCCCCAGUUGAAAGACGCAGGCUGCACUACGCAGACGUGCCCCGGGAGGAGGACCUCCCAGGACACCCACGUGACGUGCCAGCAGCCCGCCACAGCAUGCCGAACCCCGAUUUGGGCCCCAGGAGUCAACAUUGGGAGCCCAGAGCACACCAGCGAUAUCCAGCGCCCUCUGAGACAGACCAUGGGUCAGAGUCAGAGGAUGACGCACUGUACCGUGAGUCAGGACUCCGUGUACGUCAAAUUGAAUCGCUAGCUAAAGACAUAGAACGCUUUGAUCCUAACACCAAUGAAUCCAACGUCGACGAUUCCCUCAGGGAGAUAGAACGUUGUCUGCUUGAUCUUCCAGCACCAUCUUCAAGGGAAAAGCUCAAGCUAAUUUGGAAAACCACAUCUAGAACGGUGCACGGUUUCAUGGAAACUCUACCACCUGACAUUCGAGAUUGGUACUCCUCGCUCUGCCGAGCGUUGAGGGAUGAAUACGCCACGUAUGCAGACUCUGCGUCAGUUACCAUGGGGGCCUUCUCCAUCAAACACGGGAGGAACGAACCCCCCAGAGAGUAUUAUCGCCGACUCAAAAGUGCUUAUUUCCAAGGUCGAAACGGCCCUGGGCUCGAAGAAGACCCUGCCUUCAGAUCCCUGUUCAUUCACAACCUGCACGAGUGUGUUCGAUCCAAAGUCUCAAUGUAUUGUCGGAUGAAAAAACUAACAAUGCAGGGGAUUAGGAGAUACGCUCAACAGGCUUGGGAAGCCGGCGGAAAGCCCCAAAAGCCUGAUGCACAUCACCGCGUCAUGCACCUAGCUCCCGACGCCGAGCCGCGUUUGGAGCUCGAAGGCACAGAAGCUCCACCCACUAAGCCAAAAUCUGCUAAACCUAGACCUGCUAAACCGCAAAAGCAGUCCCAAUCUCCUCAACGGGGAAAGGGGGGUGCUGAUUGGCCGCCUAGGUCUGGACAAUCAGACAGGAAGUGGCCCAACCAAAACCACCGGCAAGCAGGUCGGAACAAAGGUAAGUUUAAGGAGCGCCGCCCACAGGUAAGUCCUGAACGCGAGUCCGCGGAUGAGUCCCUGACCAAAACCGACCUCCAGGAAAUGUUCCAGCAGUUCCUAGCUAAACAAAAGGAACAGCUGAGAUCCGCAGAUGAGACCCCUGCACCAAAGUCUUCUUCUAAGAAGCCAGACCCAGAGCCACCGUCCACAGGACUAGGCGUGGCUCAACCCCCCAGAGAGGCCAAGACCUAUCUGAUCAGCUGGGGGAACACUACUGGUAGGUCACAGGAGUCUCCUGAAAUCUACCCCCCAGAGAAACCUGAUACUAAAUUUCUGAAGUUCCUUGGUGACUUAACAAACCAUGAUCAUGCUUGCCGUUUGUACUGUAGCACCAACGUAGGUGGAUGCAUACAGAUUGAUGCUCUGCUGGAUACCGGCUCAGAAAUCACCCUGAUGUGCUCCACACUGUUCCGUCGUGUGUCUGACACCAUGCGGUCGCUCGGGAAACCAGUCCAGGUAGAACCCUGUGACCUGAAAAUCACCAGCUACACCCAGACCCGGGAGUGUAUCACUCACCGGGCGUGGCUGGACAUCACCUUCCAAGACAUGACUCUGGUUCACCCGUUUUAUGUCUGCCAGCUAGACACUGAACCACUUCUCAUUGGUCAGGACCUGCUUGAACGUCUAGCUCCCCUCAUCGACUGCCAGAAGGGUCAACUGUGGGCCCAGGUGGACACACCUAAGCCCUGGAACCCGGAUAGCAGCCGACCAUCCUCCAUUCUUGAAGUCAGCCUAAGUGAGCCGCAAAACCCUUGUUCCAAGGUCAUGCCCCUCCCUACGGCUCCCACAGACGAUGACCGCCUGCAAAGGCACGAAACCGCUCCUGGAACUCCUUUCCACACACAUUCAUCUUUUCUCUGCUCGCUGAAGAAUGUCAGCCUGCAGCCAUAUGCACCACACAUAGUUGGUGGUCUCACCAUCAACUGCACCCACAUCUCAGAUGCUCGCCUUGCUCUUUGGUCAGAAAAGUCAGCCAUCAGCCAGCAGACGUUUGAACACCUGCGUCAGAGGGACCCCCUUCUGGUCAGUGUGACACAUAGUCAUCGACUCUUGUCAGCUACUUGGCCGCAGAGGCUCCUGAAAGCACCAGAGGUCUGCUCUCUGACUCUCCAGCUUGGAGCAAGACAGCUCACACAUUCAUUCAGCAUCAUACCACAGCUUGAUCCACCUGCUUUCAUUGGAGCAGAUCUGCUGGUUCGACUAGGUGCCCAGCUGGACACUUGCAAUCAAGUCCUUUGGGCCCGGGCCACACCAUGCUCUGAGCCUCGCUCAGAAGGCCCUGAACACUUGCUGUCCGGUCAGACCAUUCCACAGGCCUGCCGUGCAGUGGUGGAGGCCAGCACGGUUCUGCCCCCACAGGUCAAAGGAGUGCCUGUUCGUCUGACUCUGAUGAAGCAUCAGAAGCUGCCAGGCACCCAAGCCUUCUUCCAGCCAUCACCACAUUUCUUGGAGCUCAACUUAGCCGUCUGUGGCACGCCACUCUUGGAGCAGAACAAUCGUUCUGCCUACUUGCUGGUCGAAAAUCCGACACGGAGUCCUAUCCACAUGCCGACAGGAAAGCCCUUGGGCAUGCUGAUAGAUGGCUCAUUCCAUGACUUCGAACUUUCAGUCCCCGUGAUCGGACAACUUCCUUUGUUCUUGAACGACAGACAGGUUGGUGCAGACACAUUCAGUACUUUCCCCUCACAAAUGAUUACCAUCAAGCGGCAUGAAGCCCUUCCUGAGGAACCCAUUUGCAGUGCAACCUUAGAUACUGACGGCGGUCAGUGUCUAACGGUUUUUGCAAUAAACACUCAACCAUCUGGGUCACCGGUUGAAAGCCCGGAACCCCAGAGACCCUCCUCCUCUGAACCUUAUGACGGCUUUGAGGCCGAAGUCAGCCAGCAGCUUGACAUAGCGGAUGCGCUGGAAUCAGAGGAGCAGAGAGCAGAGCUUAAGAGCCUGUUCUAUGACUUUCAGUCCAUCUUAUCCAGGGACUCCCUGGACUGUGGACUCACAAAUCUGCACACGGUUCGCAUUCCAACGAACCCGAAUGCCCCUCCUACUUUUGUACGCCAGUACAAGAUUCCCCUCGCUGCUUAUGAGUCGAUCCAGGAGAUCCUCGAUCAGCUGAAGGAGAAAAACAUCAUCAGAGAGUGUAACUUCACUUACAACUCUCCCAUCUGGCCGGUUCUGAAACCGACUGGGAAAUGGCGUCUCACCAUAGACUAUCGUGCACUGAACAAGCAAAACUCUCUCCAGUUGCAUACAGGUUACGCAUCACCAAAGCAAGACAGGAGCCUGUCUACAAAUGGGUGCAUGCAAACCAAAUCAAACCCUACAUCAAACCGUCCCCGCGGGUACAGAGACCAGACUCCCCGCAGGAGGUGGACGUAGUCUCCACAUAGUUCUAUGCAUGGAUAUGGAAAGGGGGGAAGUGCAUGUUUAACCCACUAACAUGUACUAACCGACAAAGAACAAAGCCCCCCCCCCCCGCCGUCCCUUUCACUAACCAAGAGAACCUCCUCCUCCUAGACCGCAAACAGGAAGCUCUUACUAAAACCUUACAGGGUACUCUUGUAACUGUUAACCUACAUUCUGCUCUGAUUAAUGAAUCUCUACGUGCAAUCAAGACUUUGUCUGACACCAUACAUCAGGAUAUUGUGUACACACGAGUGGUGAGAGAUUUGAUGCGGGACCUGCUCAGGGAAAUGAGCUCUACUCUAGACAGCCUGGUUGAAGGUUGCAUUUCCACGUACUUGGUACCACUGGACCUGCUCAAAGAUAGUUUGACAGCUGCUACACCUCUACUGUGCACCUUUCACAAAUCCACCUAGUGUACAGCCUAGGCAGUGCAAUUCCCAUUCACGUUGAUGCAGAAAAUUAGAACUCAGUUUCCUGUUACAUGUUCCCAUAAUUGUGACACCUCACAUCUAUAGGUUUAAGUCGAUGCUGAACAUUGGUAUUUGAAAGGACGGUAGGCAUUUCCACUUUGAACUAGCAACCUGGCACUCCAUCACCUCAACCUCGAACAGCUUGAUUUGGAGAUUGAGAUCAUGGACGCUUUCCAGGGUUAUAACUUUACCAUCGAUUUAGAAAUUGACCAACAACUUCUGAUUGAAGGAACCAAACUUGUUAAGUUCACACAAACCCCACGUGAACUUACUCUGACGCCCAUGAAUAGAUACCCAAGACGCUACAUAGACACAGAUUAUACCACCUUAAUCUGCACAUUGGUUGCCCUGGGGCUGGGAUGGCUCGUCACGGCCGUGAUAGCUUAUUCCGCCUACAGGCUUGUUAAUAAACUCCAAGAUAAGAUGCACCUGCUCACCUACGGUGUGCCUCGUAACCGCGUUCGGGGAAACUCCAAGCAUGAAUGUACCACACCGGUCUAAAGGGGGUGAGCAACGUUUUCUUUGUUAUUCUGUAACCCUAAGAGUAGUUUCACUUUAGUUACCUCACAUUUUAACUGAGUGUUGCAUUAUGUUACAUUCUUUAUAUGCUACACACUGAAAGUAUUACUUAAGAAUGUAUUUUAUGAGACCUCAAGGUUGCUGUGAAUUUUCUUGGAUGUUAUGAUAUGUUUUUUUGGGGUUUUCUGUAUUUUUGGUUUCUUACUUGGUCACAUUUUAGCUAGUGGUUAUGUGCUGGCCCAGCUCAGUCUGUCAAUGACUCUGUCUGCCACCCAGCACAUUGUACUACCUCUUAGUUAUGGUCCUUGUUUUAGCCCAAAGACUGUCCUGAACCACCCUUUGGACCAAAAAGGGGGGAAUCUUGGGACCACAUAGGUCAAUGCGCGUUUGCGAACUAUGGACCUCGUACAUCACCGCGUGCUCCAUGAACUGAACUGUAUGGCCGGCGGUGAGAUGACCCUUUAUCCCUGACGGAUGCCCUUGUGUCCCCUCGUGGAGUCAACCGCCCACCGACCUUCCUCCUUCUACUACUACCUUUCGCAUGGACGACAUCAUCAUUGCGUACCACCUGCGUGGGUGGCUUCUUCUCGUUAUGCGCGUUGGGGACUAUCCCGUUUCCUAUCCUCUUUUGUUUUGUGCUGACCAGGAUCCAAGACAAAGACAAAGGCCAAAGGCGCCAGGAUCCAAGACAAAGACCAAAGACCAAAGACAAAGGCGUCCAAGGAGAUCAACGUUCCUAAGGGACAAACCCAUCUGUGCUUCCGACAAUCAAGUCGACCGACAACCAAGUCGACCAACGUCAUGAGGAACAAACCCAUCUGUGCUUCCGACGAUCGAGCUUUGGGCACGAUCCCCGAAACCAAAAGGGGGAAUGUUGAGGGUAUGCCCUCAUGAGGAAAUUACUAUGCAGUGAUUUUCUCCAAAAAGACUGUGCUUAAAUUGCUCUGAAAAAGCAGAUAAUAACAUCAGCACCAGAGACACUUCAUUUCCCAUGAUGCUUUGCAUAGGGAAGCAAGGUGAUGAUGUCACCACAACAACCAGCUCAAAAACUAUAAGUUUCAGCAAAAAACGAAACUUAACUGUUCUUAUGCCCAGUUCACUGGCCGUAAAGGACGCGCUGUUGCUGCUGCUCUGAUCAACGUGAGCCAGCGGGAGGCUGGCUGCUGGAGCAGAUCAAACACAGAACCGCUGGAAAAGGAACUCCAGCUCCAUCAAGCUCGCUAAGCCGGGGUCCCGAGUUUACCUGGCGGCACCAAGAGCCAACGUCAGAGAACUGUCGACAACCUGAACCUCCUCCACCACUGAGCUUUUGCUGGGAGGUCGGUGUGAGGAUCUUGACGUCGCUGGGAGACACACGGAUCCACAAAUUCAAGACCUGCGCAGAGAGAUCUGGUGAGACAAGUUUGUCUUUUUGUCAUUUUGUCUUUGUGGUACUGAGAGAGAAAAUUCCAAGGUGACCAGAGAUUCAAUUUGGUGUUGUCCACCGGAAGUGAUGUUUUUGACAGAUUCUCUGAAUGCUGUCUGAGUUUUGGGUUGGUUUUUAAGAAUUUUGGCCAGAGAAAUAGAAACGCUGCUCUAGUUAUCUUUGUUGUUUGUUUGUUUCAUGUUGUCUGCUUUAAUUGUUUGUUUGUUUGUUUGAAUGAAUGAGAGAGUGCCUGGACUUGCAUCAUUGUUGUAGAAAGAAGGAUAUGGCAAUUCAUUUACACACGUCUCACGUAUCGGUGGUCAGAUUUUUAUACAGGUUGGCUGACAUGCCGUAAAUCGAAUCCUGCUGUGUUCAGAACACAGUCGAAGGGUGGAAUCAUAAGCCUAAAUCUGACCUCACGCUGAAGAAAAGACGGUGUGGUAUCUAAAUAUGGGAAAUAGGAACUCACAAACACCUUUUGAGUAAAGAUGGUACAUUUAUGGAAAUGUAAGUCCAGGAAAUGGGGAAAUGAUCUGAAAAUUAUCAGAGGAUUGAUGAAAAAACAUGAUUUCUCUGUUAAUUUGAUAACCGCUGACGUGUUACGCUUACAGAGUAACCUUAAAGUUGAGAUAGUAAAAGAGAGAAAUGAGAUUAAUUAUCAUAAUUAUGGCUAUGAGAAAGCACAGAGCGGUGGAGAGAAAGAAAAGAGUUGAAACUGUAAAGCACAGAAUAAGCACAGCCUGCCACUAACCCAAAAUAACAUCAGCUGGUGCUCGGAAUCGCUCGAGGCCACACAAUUGUGGUCUGAGGGUUACUUAACUAGAAACAUAGAUGGAAAAUUAAGCACUUGACCAAGUUAAAGAAGAUACUUCAGCUGGAUGGAUCAACCCCAAGGUUGAAGUAGCUCACCUCAGGUUCAGUGAACAUGAUGUAUCUGGUAUUUUGGUCAUUAAUAUAAUUUGACUGUGUGAUUUAACAGUAAUUCCAGACGAACAAAAACUAGUGACUAUUGUCAACUUGCAUUUUUUUUAUAUCCUUAUUUUUUUCUAAAUCUUUGCAUCAGACAUUUUAAAUAAGACGAAGGGCGUUUCAGCAAAUGACAAUUGACACCCGGGCGGAAAGAUCCGGGGUCUCAUUUAUCAAAUGAUUUAUUGCAUAGAAUCCUUACUAAAACCGUACUUACGCUCAGCAAAAAAAAAUUUACUCACGCCAAGUAGGUUUGUGAUCUAUCAAACAUGGAGUACGCACAGCUGCACGCAAUCUCCGCUUCAUAAAUCUGAAACUAUCUAGAAGGGUUCUCAAUUGCUUUUUAGUCACAUCCCGCCCUCACCACGCCCACUUACUGCCCACUUACUGGAACUUUUCC
Molecule: messenger RNA, 8762 nt
Organism: Nothobranchius furzeri (turquoise killifish)
Lineage: Eukaryota; Metazoa; Chordata; Actinopteri; Cyprinodontiformes; Nothobranchiidae
Source: RefSeq, a predicted model, not a curated record